AUGUCAAGUAGCAUCAUUGCCAGUAUUCAACCAGCAAAAACCAGGUUAGUCUUUUUUCUUCAAGAGAUAAAUUCCCUAGAAUUCGAAUCUCCGGACCCAAACUCCUCAUUAGACCAACAGAGAAUCCUUUACACAACAAGGAAACAAGUGCUCGCUGACAAAUUCGACAGAAUCCAAUUAUGUGUUAAGGAGCUCGAAGUUGCCUACGACACAGGCUCAAGUAUAUUCAAACCAUCACUGCGGCGAAAAAAAGGGAAGAGAGGAAAAGGCUUACGAAUGCGUCACAGAGGGUGA
Loa loa (African eye worm) is the source of this 294-nucleotide messenger RNA. RefSeq lists its product as hypothetical. NCBI's taxonomy places the organism in Eukaryota, Metazoa, Nematoda, Chromadorea, Rhabditida, Onchocercidae. The coding region runs from base 1 to 294 and encodes 97 amino acids. The record is from RefSeq and is a predicted model, not a curated record. The transcript has a single exon.